AUGUCAAAGAUUAACCGAUGCAACGAAACGAGCAACAGGAACCGCGUUGCGACAUUUCCAGUCAUUGCCAAAAUUCCCCAAGCCACGUCCCGCUCUGGCUGGCCCGGCCCCAAGGACUCCGAGGAAGGCGGCCUAAUUAGCAUCCCGGAAAUUAUUCGGAAGAAACGAGAUGGUCAGGCGCUGCAACCGGGGGAAAUCCGCUACUUCGUGCAAACUCUGGGCAGUGGCAGAUCGCGGGAGGGGCAAACCGGGGCUAUGCUGAUGGCCAUCCGCUUGCGAGGCAUGGAUCCCUGCGAGACCCUGGUGCUGACCCGGGAAAUCGCGGCUUCGGGGACCACCCUGGAGUGGCCGGCACAAUGGCGAGGGCUGCUGGUGGACAAGCACUCCACGGGGGGCGUGGGGGACAAAGUCAGCCUGCCCCUGGCGCCGGCGUUGGCGGCCUGUGGCUGCAAGGUGCCCAUGAUCAGUGGCCGGGGCCUGGGCCAUACCGGGGGCACCCUGGACAAGCUGGAAUCUGUGCCAGGCUUCUGCGUUUCCCAGAGCCCGGAGCAGAUGAGAGAGAUCCUGGAAAAAGCCGGUUGCUGCAUCGUGGAACAAAGCCAGUAUCUGGUCCCAGCGGACAAGGUCCUCUACGCCCUGAGAGACGUCACAGCCACGGUGGACAGCCUGCCCCUCAUAAUAAGUUCCAUCCUGAGUAAGAAGAUGGUGGAGAAGCUCUCCGCUCUGGUGCUGGACGUCAAAUUUGGCAGCGCUGCCUUGUACCACACUCUGGAGGGUGCUGAGGAACUCGCGCAAAGCCUGGUGUCCGUCGGAAACCAUCUCGGGACGAAAACAGCGGCAAUUCUGAGCAGGAUGGAUGAGCCCAUCGGUUGCCGGGUGGGCAAUUCCUUGGAAGUCCUGGAAGCCUUGCAGUGCCUGGAAGGAGGUGGCCCCGAGGACCUCCGUGAGCUGGUGACCACACUAGGCGGCAUCCUGCUGUGGCAGAGCGGGCGAGCUGCCUCCGUGCCGGCGGGGGCCGCCCAGAUCGGUCAAGCCUUGGACAACGGCUCUGCCCGGGACGCUUUCCAGGCCAUGCUGCGGGCCCAAGGGGUGCAGGCCGAGGCCUCCCGCCUGCUGUGCGAAGGGACGGAGGCGCAGCGGUUGCAGGUGUUGAAGCUGGCCGGCAACCAGGAGGAGCUGCGGGCUCUGCAAGAUGGGACCGUGCAGCAGAUCCAGGCUAUGCCCAUCGCACAGGUGCUGCAUGACUUGGGAGCCGGCCGGACCCAGGAGGGGCAGCGCAUCAACCCCCGGGUGGGCGCGGAGCUGCUGGUCUCUACCGGGAAGCGAGUGAGCAAAGGAACUCCGUGGAUUCGAAUCCAUUACGACACCCCCAGGCUGAGCAACACCCACCGAGAAACCUUGCAGAAAGCCCUGAUCCUGGGGGACCUGGAGCCCUUCACCCCCGCCUCAAAGGUGGCAAAAGUCCUUUUUUCUACGGAAGAGUCAGCCACGCCUGGAUCUCGGGCAGAGAGCCAAGGGGCCUCUGAGAAGGAGCAGGGCCUGGACCGGGCGGCCGAAGGACCUGGGGUCCCACCCAAGGCCCCACCCUUAGAUUAA
Molecule: messenger RNA, 1596 nt
Organism: Protobothrops mucrosquamatus (brown spotted pit viper)
Lineage: Eukaryota; Metazoa; Chordata; Lepidosauria; Squamata; Viperidae
Gene: TYMP
Product: thymidine phosphorylase
Exons: 10
Coding region: 1-1596 (531 amino acids)
Biological process (GO): pyrimidine nucleobase metabolic process; pyrimidine nucleoside metabolic process
Cellular component (GO): cytosol
Molecular function (GO): pyrimidine-nucleoside phosphorylase activity; 1,4-alpha-oligoglucan phosphorylase activity
Source: RefSeq, a predicted model, not a curated record